This is a messenger RNA of Caenorhabditis elegans, 2152 nucleotides long. RefSeq names its product Kinesin-like protein klp-20 (gene klp-20). Gene Ontology annotation, molecular function: microtubule motor activity; ATP binding; microtubule binding. Gene Ontology annotation, biological process: microtubule-based movement. Bases 4 to 1944 code for a protein of 646 amino acids. NCBI's taxonomy places the organism in Eukaryota, Metazoa, Nematoda, Chromadorea, Rhabditida, Rhabditidae. Gene Ontology annotation, cellular component: axon cytoplasm; protein-containing complex; cytoskeleton. The record is from RefSeq and is marked reviewed. The transcript has 13 exons.
ACAAUGGAAGGUGCUGAAAAAGUGAAAGUAGUGGUACGAUGUCGUCCAAUAUCCACCACAGAGAAACUUCAAGGACAUAAAAUUGCAGUCACCUGUAACGAUGAGGAGAAGGCUGUGAAUAUUAAGAGCCUGAGCCAGGAGGAUCCCCCACGAACUUUUUACUUUGACGCUGUUUUCUCCCCGAAUACGGAUCAAAUGACGGUGUAUAACGUCGCGGCGAGACCCAUUGUGGAGAAUGUGCUCAAGGGGUAUAACGGCACAAUCUUCGCGUAUGGUCAAACAGGGACUGGUAAGACCUUCACAAUGGCUGGGGACUUGGAGCCCGUCGAGAUGCGUGGAAUAAUUCCAAAUUCAUUUGCACACAUUUUUGAUCACAUCGCAAAGUGCCAGCAUGAUACAACAUUCCUCGUCCGCGUAUCCUACCUUGAAAUCUACAACGAAGAGAUUCGAGACCUCCUUUCCAAGGAUCACAACGGGAAUCUGGAGAUUAAGGAAAGACCGGAUGUUGGCGUCUACGUCAGAAACCUGUCGAACCCUACUGUGGAGAAUGCCUCGAAGAUGCAGGCACUGAUGGAGUUUGGCAGCAAAAAUCGAAAAGUUGGCGCCACGGCGAUGAAUUUGGAAUCCUCCCGAUCCCAUGCAAUGUUCACGGUAACCAUUGAAUCCUGCCGGAAUGGCCUGGUGACCCAGGGAAAGCUUCAGCUUGUCGAUCUGGCCGGCUCAGAGCGCCAGAGCAAAACUGGAGCACAAGGAGAGCGGUUGAAGGAGGCGGCGAAGAUUAAUCUGAGCUUGAGCACGUUGGGUAAUGUGAUAAGCUCGCUGGUGGAUGGGAAGUCAACGCAUAUUCCGUAUAGAAACUCAAAGUUGACGCGGUUGUUGCAGGAUUCGUUGGGCGGGAAUUCGAAGACUGUAAUGAUUGCAAACGUUGGGCCUGCCACGUACAAUUAUGACGAGACGCUUUCCACGCUGAGAUACGCAAAUCGUGCGAAGAAUAUUCAAAACGUCGCGAAAAUCAACGAAGAUCCCAAGGAUGCUCAGCUCAGGAAGUUUCAGCUGGAAAUUGAGGCUUUGCGUAAAAUAUUGGAUGAAGAAAAUCCCGGCGACGAUGAGAAUCAAGAAGAGGCCUGGGAAGCGAAAAUGCAGGAAAGGGAGGUGGAAAUGGAGAAAAAGCGGAAAAUUCUGGAGGAACGGGUCAAUUCGGCGGUUAACGAUGAGGAGACGCAUCGAUUGGUGAAGGAGAUGAUGGAGAAUGAGGCGGAAUUGAAAAAAGCUAGGAGUGAGCAUGAGAAAUUGAGAUCAAAGCUAGAAAAAAUCGAGAAAAAGCUUAUUGUGGGAGGUGAAAACUUACUGGAAAAAGUCGAGGAGCAAGCGAAACUUCUAGAAGUGAACAACAAAGAGCUGGAGCAAUCCAAAUUCCAGGAGGCCCACCUCAGAACUCAAUUGGAAGAACGGACGGCUGUAAAAGUGGAAAUUGAGGAGAGGUAUUCAUCUUUACAAGAGGAAGCCUUUGUAAAAUCCAAGAAAAUCAAAAAAGUUAGCAAUGAGCUGAAGGAUGCUCGAGCGGAGCUUAAGGAUUUGGAAGAGGACCAUCAGAGGCAGGUGGAAGCUAUGUUGGAUGAUAUUCGCCAGUUGAGAAAAGAGCUCCUACUAAAUAUUGCCAUAAUCGAUGAGUACAUUCCGGUGGAGCACGUGGAGCUAAUUGAGAAAUAUGUCAGUUGGAGUGAGGAGCACGGAGAUUGGCAGCUCAAAGCAAUUGCCUAUACUGGAAAUAAUAUGAGAGCCUCCGCGCCGCCGGCUAAGAAGGAGUUUUCGAACAACAACCAAACGGUGCCAAUGUACUACUCGUAUCGUGCAGAUCUUGGUGCAUCAACCGCCGAGCACAGGCCACGGACGAGCUCCAAAAAACAUCGAGCAUCAAUUCGACUACAACAAUUGCUCACAUAACUGGUACAGGUACAUAUUCAUCUCCAUCAAUGUUACGCUGAAUUUGCAGUGACAUCUUUUGGCUCCGCCCACUUUUUGCCAGCAGCUCCCCGAGCACCUCCACUCCCUUUUGGCUUCCAAUUUUUCUGUGUACUUUGCCAUUUUCUGCUGUAUUUUGCCUGUGCCACGUGUGCCACGUACUUUUUCGAUAAAUCUGGUCAUACCUUUA